Molecule: messenger RNA, 1485 nt
Organism: Leptopilina heterotoma
Lineage: Eukaryota; Metazoa; Arthropoda; Insecta; Hymenoptera; Figitidae
Product: UBX domain-containing protein 1
Exons: 7
Coding region: 147-1151 (334 amino acids)
Molecular function (GO): protein binding
Source: RefSeq, a predicted model, not a curated record
UCCCGGCUUUACAGUAUAGAGCGUCUCGUCUUUUGAUCUUGAAAUGGACAUGACGUUUAAUUUGUAUUUGUGACAAAUUUUAAUUUAUUAUUUUUCCCCAAUUUACAUCGUUGUCUAUUAACACAAUUUUUUUUUUAUAAACAAAAAUGUCGUCGUCCGAUAUUGCAAUGCUGGUUGACAUGGGAUUUACCAUGUCAAGCGCGGAAAAAGCUCUGCAAAUAACGGGAAAUAAAGGUGUAGAACCAGCAAUGGAAUGGCUGUUGGCGCACAACGAUGAAUCGGAACCUCCCGAAUCACCUGCAGAAUCACCAGUUGGAGAGAGUGCUCCUGAUACGGUUUCUGCUGCCGAACCAAAUCAGGAUAUGGCUAGUGCAAGUGGAGAAAAUAAGGACGUCGCAAAAUCGAUGAAAUGUGACGUUUGCGGAAAAUUAUUUAAUUCAACACUCGAGGUCGAGUUUCAUGCGACAAAAUCGGGUCACGAUCAAUUUUCCGAGAGUACAGAGUCGAAAAAACCAUUGACCGACGAGGAGAAGAGGGAAAAAUUAAGGCAACUAGAGGAAAAACUCAAAGAGAAAAGAAAGGAGCGUGAGGAAAAGGAAAAGCACGAAUCAUUCGAGAAGGAGAAAUUAAGAAUACGUUCUGGAAAAGAAAUGUCCGAAGCAAGAAAAAAAUUAGAGGAAGUUGAAAUGCAAAGGAUAUUGGAGCAAAGAAGACGCGAGAAGGAGGAUGACAAAAGAGCUCGUCAAAGGGUUAGAGAGCAAAUUGAAGCCGAUAAAGCAGCGAGAAGAGCAAAAGCUGCUGGUGCAAGUAAUCAGCAAACACCACCUGCGACGCCAAAUGCAAUCUCGCCAACUGCAUCGAGUCCAACUGAAAUUGCUCCCAGUACUGCCGUUAAAAAGGACUAUAAUCAAACUCGACUUCAAAUAAGACUUACAAAUGGACAAACAAUAACGCAAACUUUUGGAUCCAAGGAGCAAUUAUCGGCUGUGAGACUUUAUAUCGAUAUGAAUCGAACUGAUGGAGAAGGAUCUUUUAAUUUAAUGACGAAUUUCCCACGAAAAGUUUUUACAGACGACGAUUUCGACGCACCUUUGGAUGUUUUGGGUUUGGUACCCUCGGCAGUUAUAAUUAUCCAGAAAAAAAUACAAUGAUCAUCGAAACAAUUCUCGUGAGCUAAAGAAAAUAAUUAAUAUUACUACUAUUAGAUUUUUAGCUAUUUUUUAAUUAAAUCGCAAUUUAUCGAUUUCUGUAUGCUAAACCUGUUUUUUUUUUAAUUUAAAAAGAACUAAAAGAGAAAUUAAGACUUUUCUUUUAUUGAUAAUAAUAAUAAUUAAAGACCUAAUCUUAAAGAAAAAGAAAUUUCUAUAAAAAUAUUAAGAAGCGACCAAAUUUUUUUUUAUUUUUUUAUUUACAAAGUCAAAUACUGAUUUACAAUUUGUACCAAGCAUUACAUGUGGACAUAAAAAAUAUAUAUCUCUUCGGUAA